Aspergillus neoniger CBS 115656 is the source of this 1280-nucleotide messenger RNA. RefSeq names its product cytochrome P450. The coding region runs from base 25 to 1149 and encodes 374 amino acids. Gene Ontology annotation, molecular function: monooxygenase activity; heme binding; iron ion binding. NCBI's taxonomy places the organism in Eukaryota, Fungi, Ascomycota, Eurotiomycetes, Eurotiales, Aspergillaceae. The record is from RefSeq and is a predicted model, not a curated record. The transcript has 3 exons.
UAUCAAGGCAAAGACCUCCCCACGAUGGAGGAUUCUAUUGACCAGAACCUACUGUUCUGGCUCAACUACCUCCAGAAGCAUGCUCUGACGACAUCCGACCGCUAUGUUGCAUUUGACAUGGCGCGUAGCAUGCAAUGGCUGCUUUUCGACAUGGUCUGCCACUUGGUUCUUGGCCACUCCGUGGGCUUCAUCAAUGAACAUGAGGACUGUUACGGAUUCCAAAAUGUCCUGGAAACCCGUCUCCCCAUUGUGGAGAAGUUUGCUGUAUUAACUGAAAUCAAUGCAUGGAUCAAGAUGAUUUCCUGCAUACCGAUCGUGCGUCGGGUGUUACCCUCGCCCCAGGACCGGGACGGCAUCGGCGCAAUUCUUGGGGUUGCACAGAAAACGGUUCAUGCCCGCCUGGCGCAGGGCGUUCUACCUAAGCAUAACGAAACAAUGUUGGAUUCCUGGCUGCGCAACGGCGUCGACGGUUCAUUGGCUGUUUCCGAAGUUACAAUUGCCCUCUUCGCAGGAUCCGACACGACCGCGACUUCCAUCCGCGCUUUACUUCUUCACCUCAUCAGCAAUCCGCUUGUGUAUGCGCGGUUGACAGAGGAGAUCCGCAGAGCAGAUGCCAACGGCUCCCUGACUAGCCCUGUUGUGACCGAACGAGAGACUAAAGCAUUGAUAUACCUUCAGGCAUGUAUCCUCGAAGGGCUGCGUGUAUUCCCACCCAUCACUGCGUUGCGCGAGCGCGUAGUUCCAUCAGGUGGCGAUACAUUAAACGGAGUUUAUAUCCCUGAAGGCACAAAUAUAGGGCUCAACCUUCCGGGUCUGUUGCGUAACGAGGUCUUCGGGCCGGACCCUGAUGCUUUUCGCCCCGAACGAUGGCUGGACGCAACGCCCGAGCAGCGACAACGCAUGGAUCGGGUCCACGAGCUCAUAUUCAACUGGGGAAGUACGCGCUGUUUGGGAAUUCGGCUGGCGCAGAUGAUGAUGGGUAAGGUGGUGGUUGAGCUGUUCCGUCGCUGGGACCUGGUUACGCAGCGGCCUCAGCGGCCGUGGAAUAGUCGAUGUCAUGGUAUCUUCCUUCAGAAAGAUUUUGAUAUUCGCAUCACGGCAGCACUCUCCGUAUUACCUGAGCAGAAGAGCUGGAAUGGAGGAAGAUGACUUUUUCCUUUUCUUUUUUCUUCUUUUCUUUUUUUGUUUUUCAUUCCUGUUGCACUUCAGGAGAGCUUGUGGUAGCACAGUGGUUAGAGAGGUCAUUGAAAGUCGGGUGAAUUACCAACGUGUUGUUUAAU